Penicillium oxalicum is the source of this 375-nucleotide messenger RNA. Its product is annotated as ATP synthase subunit H. Gene Ontology annotation, biological process: proton motive force-driven ATP synthesis. The coding region runs from base 1 to 375 and encodes 124 amino acids. Lineage: Eukaryota; Fungi; Ascomycota; Eurotiomycetes; Eurotiales; Aspergillaceae. The transcript has 3 exons. The record is from RefSeq and is a predicted model, not a curated record.
AUGAUGUCCCAGUCGCUCCGGGCUUCGCGCUCCCUUCUCACCCGUGCCGCUCGGCAACAGGCUCCCGUCGCUGCUCGCCGCACCUUCCUGACUUCCACUGUCCGUCGCGCCGACCAGGUUCAGGAACUCUACCUGCGUGAGCUUAAGGCCUACAAGCCUACUCCCGUGAAGCCCAGCGAUGCCGAGGGCAACGUUCAGACCUUCAACCUCCCCAAGGCUCCCCCCUCCCCCGAGGAGGCCAACCUCGCCAGUGAGCUGUCCGCAUACGAAGCCCAGCAGGUCGAGGUCGAGGGUCAGUCCGCCGCCGGCGAGGCUGCCCCCGCCGAGGAGAGCUGGUUCGAGGAAGAUGAGGAGGAGGCCGCUGCUGCCCACUAA